ACCUGCGAUCCAGCGGUGGCCCCCAAAAGCAAUAGACAAAAUGGAAGUUUUUACAGCUUGUCUGUUAAUUUCUCUCUGUUAUUUCUUGUUUUCGCUCAGCUUUAUAGUUAUCCCUGCUGCCUUGGGCUUUUCAUUUGGUAUAAGGGAUCUCUAUGUCAAGAUUCUGUUCAAGAUAUUCGAGCAUGUCAGAAAGACAAUGGUUUCAAAACAAGUAAUUGGUUCGAAUGGAGUUAUUGCGAGGGAGCAAGAGUCCCUUGAGCCUCCAAGGUCCCCCCUCCCAAGGAAUCGGUCAUUUGGGACAUUCCAGAGGGAGUUUGAGAUGGCAGAUAUAAUGGAUUUCUGUAAAAGUGGAGUUGAGGCUAUUAUUGAUGACGAUGUUACCAAGCGCUUUUCAGCUGAAGAGUUGGAGUGUUGGAACCUACUAACAAGAACGAAUAAGAACUAUCAUUAUGUCAGCAAAAGGUUGUCUUUUGUUUGGGUUCUUGGUGGCCUGUUCAGAUAUUUUGUUCUUUUGCCUGUCAGGGUUACAAUCUUCUCCAUAGGAUUAACAGUUCUAACUCUGAGUACAGCUUUUCUAUCACAGCUGCCCCAGUCAAGUUUCAGGAAGAAGCUGGAGCGGGUGUUUAUGCUGGCAAGCUUUAGAAUCUUGUCCAAGGCUACCUCUGCAGUCAUCAGAUCCCACAAUAAAGAGAACAUGGCUAAGGGAGGUGGAAUUUGUGUUGCAAAUCACACUUCUCCUAUCGAUGUUCUCAUACUGCAGUGUGAUAACUGUUAUUCCAUGGUUGGACAAAGGCAGCCUGGACUUUUUGGUUUUAUUGAAAAAGUCCUGGAAAAAACACAAGACCACAUCUGGUUUGAAAGAUCAGAGAUGAAAGACCGAAUAAUUGUCACAAGAAGAUUAAAGGAGCAUGUAGAGGAUGACACCAAAAACCCGAUUUUGAUAUUUCCAGAGGGCACUUGUAUCAACAACACGUCCGUCAUGAUGUUUAAGAAGGGCAGUUUUGAGAUUGGAGGUGUUAUAUAUCCCGUUGCCAUAAAGUAUGACUCUACGUUUGGCGAUGCGUUUUGGAACUCGAGCUCUGAGAGUUUUGGGCAGUACCUCUUUAGUCUGAUGACGAGCUGGGCGCUGGUGUGUGACGUAUGGUACUUGAAGCCGAUGUACAAGCGGGAGGACGAAUCGCCGGUGCAGUUUGCAAAUCGAGUAAAAGCAGAGAUCGCAGCUCAGGGAGGGCUAGUUGACCUAAUAUGGGACGGACAACUCAAGCGAAGUGCUGUAAAACCGGAGUACCGGCAGAAGAGACAAGAGGAUUACGCCAGUAGGUUAAAGGUGGAAUAGCUUACAACACAUCCGUUCUUCUCCAUCUUAGCAUUAUAUUAACAGUUGCCGGAACCUAUACACUAGAUGAACCUAUACACAGAAGGACUUGGCAAGUAGGUUAAAGGUGGAAUAGCUUACAACACACCCGUUCUUCUCCAUCUUAGCAUUAUAUUAAUAGUUGCCGGAACCUAUACACUCGAUCAACCUAUACACAGAAGGACUUGGCAAGCAGGUUAAAGGUGGAAUAGCUUACAACACACCCGUUCUUCUCCAUCUUAGCAUUAUAUUAAUAGUUGCCGGAACCUAUACACUCGAUGAACCUAUACACAGAAGAACUUUCAAGGUAGCCAAAGCGGAAUAGCUUACAACUCAUCCGCACUUCACCAGUAAGUAUGUUAGCAUCAUAUCAAUACUACUGAGCCGGAACCUACACACUCGAUGAGCUGACAUGGUUGUUCUCUCAUGGAAACUGCAAGACUUUUUGUUAUCCAACGUUAUCCGAACUCAAUACCGAGGGAGCAUCGAAGCCUUCCGUACUGCAAGAUAUGCAGAGUAUCUAGAUAUAUGUACCAUUAGUAUUCGACCAAAAAAAAAAGAAAACUCAACUUAAAAAUUUUGACUCAAGAACCAAAAUUUGAUUUUAAAUUCUUAUAUAUCUUCCAUGAUACACGAUCAAAGCUAAUUGUACUCAAUGCUUUAAUAUAUACGAAAGGGGCAUAUUUGAAUGAUAGCUUGUCAUGAUGCUGUAAAUUCGUAGGGUGGGGUGGGGAUUGAGGGGGGGGGGGGUGGGAGGGGGGUUUGGGAAGCAGGGAAGUAUUGAUUGUUAGGAAAUAAUAGCUAGUUUACAAUAGUUUUUUUUCCCAAAAAUUAAUUUAUUGAAAGAAAUGACAAUGGAUAUUCUCUAACAGUCAUAAAACUUAUCUUGUCACACUCGUACUCUUUUACCAUCCGCAUGGACCCGAAGCUGUUGCUUGCUCUUCUUUGACCAAGUGAUCGGCCUAAUGACCAAGUGUAAUUGCCGUAUUCUUAUCGUGCGACUGUCAUUCAAGGCAACUCUUGGUAGGCCCUCUUUACCACGUGUUGCGCUUACAAAUCCUAGAGAUAACGCAAAACUUGUACAUAAACUGCACGUCCCGAAGGGAGCAUCCAAUUUGUACAGCUUAGAUAUACCUAUAACAAUCAGCACUAAAACGUUCAAAUAAACACUAUAAGUCUU
This is a messenger RNA of Nematostella vectensis (starlet sea anemone), 2534 nucleotides long. Its product is annotated as glycerol-3-phosphate acyltransferase 3. Gene Ontology annotation, cellular component: endoplasmic reticulum. The coding region runs from base 41 to 1336 and encodes 431 amino acids. The transcript has 15 exons. The record is from RefSeq and is a predicted model, not a curated record. Gene Ontology annotation, biological process: triglyceride biosynthetic process. Lineage: Eukaryota; Metazoa; Cnidaria; Anthozoa; Actiniaria; Edwardsiidae. Gene Ontology annotation, molecular function: glycerol-3-phosphate O-acyltransferase activity.